AUGUUCAGACAUCUGGCAAUUCUACUGCUCCUUGCCAACGUUGCCUUCAUCGAAACGUCGAAAAUCCAAAAUGUUUUGAAACAUUUGGGAAAGCGAUACAUGCCAGCGCAUCAAAUCAAACCGAGAGAUGAUUUGAAACCUUCGCUUUUUUCAGAUUUCACCGACUCCGGUGCCUAUCGAGCACUAACUGAAGAAGAAGUUCUCGAGGAGAAAAACAGAACUGCUUAUGAAAUUGUGUCUCUAUUCGUAAUGGCAGCAUCUGCAAAUAACACAGGAUAUGAAACAGCUGUUACUAGACUUGAACAAAGAAUGGAAGCGGAUUUUGUCGCUGAAAUUUGUGGAGAUUCGAAGCAAAUGAAUUAUUACCAAUACUGGAAAUAUUUGGCGCACAAUGCGGCACUAUACAUCCCUGGUGCACAGUUCAAGGAGAAUUAUGCUAUUUUGAAAACGGAUCGAUUCGAAUUGAAAUUCAGCUUCAACAUUUAUCGAAGAGAUACGAUGGGUCAUCGCAACGGCAAUGUGUUCGGUCUCUACCGUAUUGUUCAAGGUGGGGAUUGUCCGGAUAUUGGAAAAGUUAGUCACUCGAAUAGAGAUUCAUUCGAUUUGAUUAUGGAUGAAGUCGAAGGAAUUAACGGGCAUAACAGAACAAAGAAGUUUUUGGAUCUGUUCACUCCACAACCAUGGCAAUUAGAGCAUAACCAUCCGAAUGAUCUACCGGCCACUUGGUUGUAUAAAUUCGAUCUGAAAGAGACAAAAACAUUUGUUUGUCAAGAAGAUGUUAAAGAUAUGGUCGAAUACACUAUUUCUCAAUUCGCUUCCUGGUAUUUCCAUUUCGGAACAAUGUGGCAUCCGGAUGCAAAAAUGGAUUUAAAAGAGGCAUUCCAAUUGCAGGUGACCCAGUUUCAAGAGGAUAAUAUUGUGGCGAGGACUACCAUGAAACUUCAAAUGGGAGUAACUCCAGAUGCUCCAGUUAGAGAUUGGAAUUUUAAGUUUCAAGCGAAAAACAAAGGAGGAGAGGACUGGGUUAUCGAUCGAGUGGAAGUGCUGUGCAACCCGGAAGUCAAAUAUAAACAGGAAUCUCUUUCCGCAAUUCGUGAUAUUGUUGCAAGAAAGUUUGUGGAUUACGUGGAAGAGCAGAACGUCACUCAAUGGUAUUCCACUAUUGACUUUGUGAAGGAGUUCUCGCAAAAUGGGAAAGUGGAAUACGAUUAUUGUGAUGGGGGAACUAUCACCAAGACUACUCAACUUCAGUUGUUCACACACGACAUGGGUCAAGCUCACAGUACUCGAUUCACGAAAUAUUGGAUCGAUAAUGAAAUAGAACCGACUGAGAAGGCUCCCGAUACCCACGAUUUCCAUUUCAAAACAAUGUCAACUGCAGCUACGGAAAAUCCAGAGUUUGAAUAUGAACAUGAAUGGACCGUCAAUUUCAAAUGGGAUCAGAUGGACCAAUUCUAUCAUAUUGACAAGCUGACAAUGGGAUGUGAAAAGGAAUACAAGGACGGAGAAGCUACGGCAGCGAACUACAUGAUCUUUAACUUUGGUGGAUAG
Messenger RNA from Caenorhabditis remanei, 1551 nucleotides. RefSeq lists its product as uncharacterized. The coding region runs from base 1 to 1551 and encodes 516 amino acids. The record is from RefSeq and is a predicted model, not a curated record. The transcript has 8 exons. Lineage: Eukaryota; Metazoa; Nematoda; Chromadorea; Rhabditida; Rhabditidae.